ACGAAAUAUCUCCAAAGCCCCCUCCCCUUCUCGCUUCUCCCUUCCCUCCCCCUCUCGCUCUCCCCGCGUCGCCGCCGCCGCCUCCCACCUCGCCGUGCCCAGGAUGUGGGGCAGCACCGACGGCGGCACGCCGGAAGUCACCCUCGAGACCUCCAUGGGCGCCAUCACAGUCGAGAUGUACUACAAGCACGCGCCCAAGACCUGCAGGAACUUCGUCGAGCUCGCGCGCCGCGGCUACUACGACAACGUCAUCUUCCACCGCAUCAUCAAGGAUUUCAUUGUGCAAGGUGGGGAUCCUACUGGAACCGGCAGAGGUGGCGAGUCCAUCUACGGAGCAAAGUUCGAGGAUGAGAUAAAGUCAGAGUUGAAGCACACUGGAGCUGGAAUUCUGUCCAUGGCGAACGCUGGUCCAAAUACAAAUGGGAGCCAGUUCUUCAUAACUCUCGCGCCUUGUCAGUCACUUGAUGGAAAGCAUACAAUCUUCGGGAGGGUAUGCAGAGGAAUGGAAAUUGUUAAGCGCCUUGGAAGUGUGCAGACUGACAAAAAUGACAGGCCCAUCCAUGAAGUGAAAAUCCUUCGAGCCAUCGUCAAAGAUUGAGACUCAAGCAUCUCGUGCAGAGUUUGGCCCUGUGAACUAUGUUUGUGUUGGUUUAGGUUUAAUGUUCCUGAAAGCGGUGCCAUGCGAGAAAAAGAUUGAGAAACGGCCUGAUCCUGGCCUGGACGACUGUUAUAGAAAAUCCAGCAAGUGAUGAAUCUCAUCUCUCGAUCUGUCGUCUGACCUGAAAACCUAGCUGCAGUCAAUCAUAUCAUUUAUUGUAAUAGCAUGGAUUUGAAGCGGCGACAUGGCUUCCUGUGUGCCCUGAUCUCUACUAUGAAUAUGAUGCAUCUGCCAGAGAUGAUGAGCACGUUGCUUGCAUUGUGGAUACAA
This is a messenger RNA of Panicum hallii, 928 nucleotides long. RefSeq names its product peptidyl-prolyl cis-trans isomerase CYP18-2. The transcript has 6 exons. Gene Ontology annotation, molecular function: peptidyl-prolyl cis-trans isomerase activity. Gene Ontology annotation, cellular component: catalytic step 2 spliceosome. Lineage: Eukaryota; Viridiplantae; Streptophyta; Magnoliopsida; Poales; Poaceae. The record is from RefSeq and is a predicted model, not a curated record. Gene Ontology annotation, biological process: protein peptidyl-prolyl isomerization; protein folding. The coding region runs from base 104 to 598 and encodes 164 amino acids.